GAUCGCCGGCUCGGACCCAAGCCGACGCGACCGCUGCCGCCCCCAGCCAGGUGCCAUGCUGCCACUCCUGCUGGGCUUGCUGGGCCCGGCCACCUGCUGGGCCCUGGGCCCAGCCCCGGGCUCCUCCUCGGAGCUGCGUUCGGCCUUCUCGGCUGCUCGCACCACGCCACUGGAAGGCACGUCAGAGAUGGCGGUGACCUUCGACAAGGUGUAUGUAAACAUCGGUGGGGACUUCGACGCGGCCACGGGUCGCUUCCGCUGCCGCGUGCCGGGCGCCUACUUCUUCUCUUUCACGGCGGGCAAGGCUCCCCACAAGAGCCUGUCGGUGAUGCUGGUGCGUAACCGCGACGAGGUGCAGGCACUGGCCUUCGACGAGCAGCGGCGACCCGGCGCGCGGCGCGCAGCCAGCCAGAGCGCCAUGCUGCAACUCGACUACGGCGACACGGUGUGGCUGCGGCUGCACGGGGCGCCGCAGUACGCGCUUGGGGCGCCCGGCGCCACCUUCAGCGGCUACCUGGUGUACGCCGACGCCGAUGCCAACGACGCCGCACCUGCCGCAGCCGCAUCCUCGGAGCCGCGCUCGGCGUUCUCGGCAGCGCGCACGCGCAGCCUGGUGGGCUCGGACACGAGUCCCGGACCGCGCCACCGGCCGCUGGCCUUUGACACCGAACUGGUCAACAUCGGCGGCGACUUCGACGCGGCGGCCGGUGUGUUCCGCUGCCGCCUGCCCGGCGCCUACUUCUUCUCUUUCACGCUGGGCAAGCUGCCUCGCAAGACGCUGUCGGUGAAGCUCAUGAAGAACCGCGACGAGGUGCAGGCCAUGAUUUACGACGACGGCGCAUCGCGGCGCAGGGAGAUGCAGAGCCAGAGCGUGAUGCUGCCUCUGCGGCGCGGCGACGCCGUCUGGCUGCUCAGCCACGACCACGAUGGCUAUGGCGCUUACAGCAACCACGGCAAGUACAUCACCUUCUCUGGCUUCCUGGUGUACCCUGACCUCGUUCCUGAUGGCACGCCGGGCCUGGGAGCCCCGGAGCUGUGAGCCCAGCCAGGCUGCCGGCAGAG
Ochotona curzoniae (black-lipped pika) is the source of this 1062-nucleotide messenger RNA. It is a transcript of the gene C1QTNF4, whose product is annotated as C1q and TNF related 4. NCBI's taxonomy places the organism in Eukaryota, Metazoa, Chordata, Mammalia, Lagomorpha, Ochotonidae. Gene Ontology annotation, molecular function: protein binding. The coding region runs from base 56 to 1039 and encodes 327 amino acids. The record is from RefSeq and is a predicted model, not a curated record. The transcript has 2 exons.